Papilio polytes (common Mormon) is the source of this 15325-nucleotide messenger RNA. It is a transcript of the gene trx, whose product is annotated as histone-lysine N-methyltransferase trithorax-like. Gene Ontology annotation, cellular component: histone methyltransferase complex; nucleus. The transcript is spliced from 13 exons. Bases 472 to 13848 code for a protein of 4458 amino acids. Gene Ontology annotation, molecular function: sequence-specific DNA binding; DNA-binding transcription factor activity; protein binding. NCBI's taxonomy places the organism in Eukaryota, Metazoa, Arthropoda, Insecta, Lepidoptera, Papilionidae. The record is from RefSeq and is a predicted model, not a curated record. Gene Ontology annotation, biological process: positive regulation of DNA-templated transcription.
UGUUCGCUAUUGUUAUAGCGCGUCGUACAGCCAUCUUUGUCAAAUUACGAGAGAUUCAUUUCAAUAAUUCGGUUCAUGUUAACAAAUGGAACAAAACGCAAAUACUGUUAGCGACGCGUCGUGCGGCCGAGUCGAGCACUUUACUACAUUCUCUUUUGUUUUAUCGUUGACGCUCCGCUGAAUGGAAGCGUUACGACUUCAGCGUUAACGAUCAGUCGACCAUUAAAAUGAUGGAUGAUGUCGUUCUUUGCAAAAACUGUGUAAAGUGAUCGUUUUAAUAAAUAAUGUGAAGGGUGAUAGUGCUGUUUAUGUUUGGGUGUGCUUGUGAUGAAAACUGCGUCGUAAUUUGUUGUACACAUUGCAUAAAUGAGUGGAAUGGCGUUGUGGAGCGCGCGGGCCGGAGCAUGCGCGCCAGUAUCUUCGCGUUCGCUCGAAACGCACUGAGUGUCCUUCGUUUAUGUGCGUAUCAAAAUGGGAAGGUCCAGGUUCCCCGGGAAACCGCUAAAGUUCCAGAACAGAAAGCGUAUAAGUGUACUCUCGGGCACUGUUUACCAUGAGACUGCUCAAGAAAACCACCCAGCCGCCCGCAGCUCGGGCGGCAAUGAUUUUACUGGGGAGAAAGAGGAAGAAGAGAAGAAAGAAAGUAAUAAUGAGAAUGAGGAAAACUCUACCAGUGAGAAUAAAGUAACUGAAGAUACACAAAAGAACAAGAAGGAGCCUCCAGAAAACGGAGGCGACUUAUCAAAAUCACCAGUGCGAACUAGAUCCCAAAACAAAAUGGAGCCAUCUAAAAGUGAUAAACCUAAACCUGUGAAAAAGACUGUCACUUUUGGUACAGUGGAGAGCUGUGAAGAUAUAUUUCUACCACUUAAAAAAGUUCCCAUCAAACAUCAUGCACCUCUUGUAUCCAUCAUCAAGAAGAAAUCUUCAUUAAAACAAACAGAAUACUCCACAUUUAACAGCAUUCUCAAACCCGCAAAGCUGACAGAUCUAAGUUCAAAGUCAAGCAUUGAACAACAAGAAGGUUAUUUGAGAAAGAAUCUCAAUCCAUUAUCAAAACCGAUGAACAAAUUUUCACAAUUCAGUGAAAGUCGCUGUAUUUCACCGCCACCAAGAAAUAUUUCGCCUAUGGAUAGGGAAACCGGCAAUUCCAAGUUUGUUCUACCAGUCCGGAGUGCCCAUUCAUCGAGGGUUAUUAAACCUAACAAAAGAUUUAUUGAUGGUGAAGAACAGUCAACCAUAUCCAGUGCUUUAAGUUCUGGAAAAGUUCUUAAAAAGCCAAAACUAAAAAGGUUAGUCUUUAACAACCUUCAUGAUAAUGAUGAUUCACCUGAAGAAGAUGAUGCAGAGAAAAAUGAAAAUGAAAAGAAUAGAGACAAAAAUAUGCUAUCCUCAUCAAACUUAUUCAAAGACAAAACUACAAAUUCAUUCUCUAACAUCAACACUGGCAAUCGAAAGUCCUUACGUGAUCUAUUCUCAUUCGAAAAAGAUUCUGAGUACUCACCAGAUGAGAAUUCAAAUGUUGAGAAUUUGGAAAAAGCAAAAACAAAUGACCAUAAGGAAGAAAGGACGGGGCAUGCUAUGCGGAAAUUAAUGGAUAUAUCUGAUGCCAGUACCUCUCCUAGUACUAGCAGUGGCUCCGAGUCUGAGGACAGUUGGGAAAGUGAGAGCCCUGCUGGCAGUGGUGACGAGGAGGAAAGACCAGCUUCAUCAAGUCCCGAGAAAGACAAGUCUACCGCAUCACAACUACUAAGGGGCAAAGUUAUAAUUAGAGAAGCAAGGCUGCAAUUAAACACAACAACCCCAUCAAAUAUGGGCUUAGAUGGACCAUUCUCUACUGUUGCACCUGUGUCAUCACAAAACCCUCCUACCACUGUUACAUGUGGAGUAUGUGGUGCAGUCCGCUUCUAUAGAUUUGUCAAACAAGCACGCAAGUUUGGGAUAUACUCCUGUGAGUCAUGCCGCAAGUUUAUAUCUAAAAUGCUGAAGAAGGAAAAAUUGUCUCACAGGACUGGUCCUGUUGUAAUGCAGUGUCUCAAAGGAGAAGGUAACUGCCAUGUUCCCCCGAUUGUCCGAUCUCAACAAUGGAAGUUGCUACGCUGCACAAAUAAGACUCGUUGCCCAGCAUGCUGGUUGAAGAUGUGCUUGAAAGCCUUCCAAGUUCCACCAAAUAUCAGGGCGAGUUUGACAGCAAUGCUCCCACCGCACAUGAGGGCCGGUGCUAAGGCAUCUGUACCUAUAACACAAGCUAACCCGUUGCGGAUUGCAAGCAAUACUACACCUCAGCCAAUGUUCACUGCUCUUGCUACCACUGAGAAUGAAAACACCAAACUCUUUGGUACAUUGAAAGUAACAAAGAAGCCAUCAGAAGAGGUUGAAAAACAAGAGGAGAAAGUUCAGAAAGAAACUAAAGAAGCUGAGGAAGCGAAUGAAGACUUUAGUAACAACAGGAAACGUCGCCUCACAAGGGUGAAAGUGCGAAAGAAAGAUAAGAGUGAUGGCAAGCAAACAGAAGACCCUAAGAGGCAGAAAAUGGAACUGAAAGGUCCAAGAGUUAAGCAUGUAUGCCGAAGUGCCUCUAUAGUGCUGGGUCAACCGAUUGCAACAUUUCCCACUCAAGAAGAGAAGGAUAAACCAUCUUUGUCAUCCGAUGACGACAGUACUGCAUUACCUGUUGAUAAAGAAAAUGGCCUGCCUGAUAUAUCUGGUGGUGAAUCUGAAAUUGAUACAGAGAAUAAAACACAACAGAUAGUCCCAGAAGUUAUUAAUAAAGACCCUGAAACAGAAGUUGUAGAGUCUAAGAAGAGAAAGGUGGAAGUUCCCGUUGCUAAACCACAAACAAAAGUGGAAUCUAGUGAAGAUGAAACUGUUAUGGAUCUAGUCCCAAAAAAGACGAUACAGAAGCCAUUGUCAAAUAUCACAAAUAUUCGCGGCAGGUCACAGAAGUGUGGACAAAAUCGUCCGGAACUGAUUUGCGUUGAUUUCUGGGAGAGCUAUGAUCCCGAUGAAGUUUGCAGCACUGGAUUUGGUGUGAUUGGCACUGCACCAUUCACUGUGCCCAGGCUGUGUUUCUUGUGUGGCAGCGCUGGCAAUGAAAAGAUGUUGGUGUGCUCGAGCUGUUGCGAGUGGUACCACAGCUGGUGCGCGGAGGACGCGGGGCGCGGCGCGGGCGGCGGGGAGUGGACGUGCGCGCGCUGCGUGGCGUGCGCCGCGUGCUCGCGCUCCGCCGCGCGUCUGCGCUGCCGCUCCUGCGCGCGCCACCACCACGCCGCCUGCCUCGUGCCCGCGCCGCCCGACCACCGCAGCGACUGGCCUCAGAUAUGCAGCGCCUGUCUUAAAUGCAAGAGCUGCGACAGCAAUCGCGUCAACAAGUUCGUCGGCAGCUUGCCGUUCUGUCGACCCUGCUUCAAGCUGCGCCAGAAGGGCAACUACUGCCCGCUCUGCCAAGCCUGCUACAGGGAUAACGACUUUGACAGCAAGAUGAUGGAGUGCGGCUGGUGCGCACGAUGGGUGCACGCGAGUUGCGAAGGUUUGUCCGGAGAAGGAUACCAGCUGCUGUCAGCUCUGCCGCCGUCGAUAGAGUACAUUUGCUGCAAGUGUAUGCCGCACGAUCCGCCUUGGAGGAAAAUGCUUACAGAACACCUAAAAACCAAGCUACUACACCUCCUUAAGCAACUUGCUAAAAAUAAAAAGGCGUGCGCUCUGCUAAAACUUACACCGCACAAGAAUACUCCAGUGCCCAACAAACCCUACCGUCUUAUGUCGCCUCAGGCGAUACGUAAGUUACAUUUCGAUACUGGAGAUGAAUCUAUGAAGACUACAGAGACAAAAGUAUACAGAAAUAUGGCGAGAGGACGGCGCAAUAAUCCGUCGCAAAACAAAUUUGACGAUACCAACGCCUCGCAAAAUGUAUGGCACUGCUCAUCGUUGUUUACCGAUGUAGAAAUGGAGAAAGAGGAUAUGCCCCAUACAUCACACAAAGUGGUCAAUCUGCAAGAACCACUGAUGCAGAAUAAAGAGAUUUGCUUCUCGACUGGUCUGUAUAACAAUAAAACCGAAUUUACGGCAUCCUGUGUGGAAGUGCAUGAUAAUUAUCCACCUCAAGUGAAGACGGAAAAGGCCAUGGCCAUGUUGCCGACUUCAAUACAUGAUGAUAAAUAUGAAGCGAUCUCUGAUGAUGACGAACCCGUUAAUACCUUCCCUCAAGAUCGAAGCGAACAAGACCUCAGUCCCGCGUUGAUACGACAACCAGAUUUACUGAACGAAGAUGCGUCAGAAAAUGAUCUCAGUAGAUUAAUCUCCCCAUCUUUACUUGAUAUCAAGAGAAGAGUGAAUAGCGAUGAAUACAUCUCAUUAAAAGAUUUCAAUCAUGAUAUGAAAGAUGUAAUUGUACGAACAUCCAAUGAUGACCUUCAAACGAUAUAUAAAGAAUUAUUCUUCGAGACAUUCCCAUGGUUUGAUUGUGAUAAUAAUUGCCUCCAACCUAAUUUGGAAGUCGAAGGUGAACAAGAUGAUACUGAAUCUCUUAAAGACCAUGAGAUGUCGGAUAAUAAAGGCGUGAAUACAAAAGAGCAGUCGGUUGAGAAGCCACUAGACCAGAUUGUGCCCAAGUUAGAAUCUGAAGGAAUGAAUGCAGAGGAGGAUCUAUUGGAGUUUUACCCAAUAGUAGAUUCACGAACUUGUGUCCUGUGUAAAGUUGUAGGCGACGGCUCACCCGCGAUGGAAGGUCGUUUGUUAUACUGCGGUCAAAACGAUUGGAUUCACGCGAAUUGCGCUCUUUGGUCAGCAGAAGUUUUUGAAGAAAUCGAUGGAUCUCUGCAGAAUGUUCAUUCUGCAAUUUCAAGAGGCAAAAUGAUCAAAUGUGCUUCUUGUGAAGUGAAAGGAGCCAGUGUUGGAUGUUGCGCCAAAAAUUGUAGCGAAACAUACCAUUAUUCUUGCGCAAGGAAGGACAGUUGUGCUUUUAUGGACGAUAAGAGAGUAUUCUGUCCCACUCACGGGAAAGAUAUCCCUAAGAAAAGUUUGCAAAAAGAUGCCGACUUUGAAUUAACUAGACCUGUGUAUGUGGAGCUAGAUAAGAAAAAGAAAAGAUACAGUGAGAUAAGUAAAGUACAGUUUCUAAUGGGUUCUUUAACGGUACAUAGUCUUGGCAAAAUUGUUCCAUCUGUGUCUGAUUAUGAAGAAUUUCUGAUGCCGGUAGACUUCUCAUGCUCACGUCUAUUUUGGUCUUGCAAAAAACCAUCAAAGAUAGUAAGAUAUACGAUAAAAACUAAAUUGAUCCUUGCCGAACCAUUGCCGGGUUAUGACUUUGGUGUAAACAUAACUGUUGAUCACACAAUGGAUGUCCAAAUCGUCGAAAGAGCGAUUGCGGAAAUUGGCGCUUGGCAUCAAAGCCUAGAAACAAGAUCGAAAACUGUUCUUAUGUUGAAGAAAGAUAAGUCACCAAUUAAGUUUGGCAAUUCGGUGACUUUAGAAGAUUUGGCUGUAAAGCAAGUUAUUGAACAUCUUUUGGACAAUGUGUGCAAACAAGAACAACAAGAUGAAGAAGAGCCCCAAAACACGGCAGACCUUUUGCCGCCAGAAGUGAAAGACGCUAUUUUUGAAGAUCUAAAUCAUGAUCUUUUAGAUGGAAUUUCAAUGCAAGACAUAUUCCCGAAACUUAUGUCAUACGAAGAUCUCGUUGCAAUGGAUCUAAAGAAUGAAUUUUACGGCGCAAUGAGUCAAUCAGACGAUAAAAGUGAUUCGCGUUCGACAGACUUUAUUGAUGAACUUUUAAAUGCGCGACUAGAAUCAGGCAAUAAGGAGUUAAAGAGAAGCAAAUCUGAGAUGCUUUUGCAAAAUCAUAAUCUCAAAAGUCUAACAACCGGUCGGGGCCAGCAAAGAUCGACUAGUUUGACGUGGAACAAUAAAUUCGACACGAGCUUGUUAUCGUCAACUAUAAAAAGAUGCAAAAUAGGAAAAUCUUCGACGGUUACUGGAAAACUAAGUCCAGUUCAAAGAGUUGCGUUAACAGAGAGUACGUUAGAACCGAUCAAGGAAAGUGAAGGAAGCAGUAACAUUGAUAAGAAAAAUAAACUUGAAAACGUUGCAAAUACAAGUAACAUCUGUGAAGAGGCACCACAUACAUCUGGUGUCAACUAUCGCGCAAUAGCAACAACUCCUAAACCAAAAGACGACAAUUCUAAUGAUAAAACUGACAAAUCUGAAGGAUAUUACCCAGAUGUGAUUGAUUUCUAUACUAAAAUACAGUGUAGCCCAAUAUCGCAAUUAGACGGUGCCGCGGAUUGGUCUGGCUCUGAAAGUACUUGCAGUUCGCGACCAAGUAGCCCUAGGGAUGAAGAUUUUACGCCCAUCCAGCAACUCGAUGGGGCAGAAGAUCAUACCGGCAAUGAUAAUAUGCAAAGGAAUCAUUCCAAUCAAUUCCUGUAUAGAGCAAGUGGAACCGAAAGUACAUAUACUGUCACUAUUGCCGGCAACGCUAUAAGCGGACAACCAGAACUAGUCAUGAGGCCGUUAGACGACAAUUCAGGAGCAUCCGGUCAGCUCGAGCAACUUGUUAGAUGUGACCGAUGUCAAUGUACGUAUAGAAAUAAAGAAUCAUACGAUAGACAUGUGCCAUCAUGUGACAUGAUAUCAACUAGCGAAAGUGAGAGUGAAAAUCCUAAAUCUCCCGAAAAUAGAACUUUGACAACCUUACAAAAUGCUUUCCAAGGUGCAUUCGCUCAACCGAUGAUAAUACAUGCUGGAGUUGUUAGUGGAACUGAGAACUCUGUUAAAGCUGAAGGUAUAUCGGCGCGAAGGACUUCAAUUAACACGAGGCAAAUUACAAUUAAUGGAACGAUUGUGGAAACACCUUCUCCUGGUCCGACGAAUGAAAUGACAAUGACGAUUACAGAGCAAAUGAAGUCGGGCACCGUUAUAUUUGAUCAAAGCAAAACUACUAAUGUUCAAGUAUCUGCAAACCAACAAGUGCUAUCAUCGCCACAGAUCGUCGUUACACCGCAAAUGUUAUUGCCCCCUAAAACUAGCACAACAGGUGGACAGAAAAUGAUGACUCCCCAAAUAAUAACGCAACCAGGACUUCUGCCUUACAAUAUUUGCGUUAAACCUGGAAAUGGAAAUGCAAAUAUACAACAAAUUCAAGGAAGCGCGGACAUGACGCAACUUUUAUCGGGCGCAGGAGGAAUCCAAGUUAUAUCAUCCAAUUCAAAUCAAGUGUUGACAAUCCCCUCGAACCAAACUGGAAAUAUUACACCCAUUAUCCAGGGCAAAAAUCAAGUAACAAAUUUCCCGAACAUGGCGAGUGCGUCGUCGAUAGCACUACCGGUGAAUUCUAUUCAAGGCAUGCCAAACUCAUCAAUCAUACAGAAUAUUCAGCCUAUGAUCAGGCCACAAAUACAAGGAAACCCUACUAUUGUUGUUCCGGCGAUGACAGCCCAAAGAUUAACAUCCCCUAAUUCACAAAAACAACAGAUUAUUCUUCCUGGAACACCCCAAAAGUCACCGAAAAAACAACCACCUCAUGUUCAACCGAAACCUAUUUUCCAUGCUGCUAAUCGUGGAAGAGGACGCCCGAUGCCAAAGCCGACUACGAUAAAGAGGCAAACCAAAUUGGAAAAAACAUUCACCACAAUCAACCAAUCGCCACUCGGACCUGGCAAUACCGUUAUACAACUUCAAACAAACAACCAGACAGGACAACCAUCAAUAAUAGUACAGCCCGUGGCUAAUCAGAAUAUUAUGUCUGCUUAUGUUGAGGCAUUGUCACAGCAACAGAACCAGAAUAUGCAGUAUAUUGCAACCAUAGCACCACAAAAUGAUUUUAAAACAGCACCGACACAGUUUAUAUCACAAGGUGGACUUAUGCCACAAACAUUUCAAAUACAGCAAACUGAAAAUGGUGGCUUAGUCGCCGUACCGAGCGGCGGUAUUCCAGUGUUACUACCUCAGGGAAAUGUCGGUAUUUUGCCACAAACAAUACAACAAGGCGCUACAAUCCUUCCUCAAGGCACAAUACAAGCUCAAGGCAUUAUUUCUCAAGGUCCCAAUGGACACACAAUCCUGCCUCAAGCAAUACAUACCCAAAAUGGUACAACUAUUAUACCGCAAGGCACAAUUCAAGGCUUAGCGCCAGGGACAAUAACAUCGCAAACUGCUACGCUUCUGCCAAAUAACACCUUACAGACCGCAGGAGCUACGGUCGUGCCUCAAAGUGGUAUUGGAAAUGGACAGACUACUAUAAUACCAAAUGGGGCCUUGCCAUCACAAGGCAAUACGUUGAUUUCUUCGACACCAGGAGCUACAAUAAUACCACAAGGGACAUUGCUGCCACAGUUUUGUAAUGAUCAAGUGUUACUAGGUUCCACGCCUACUUUGGAAAUGGUUACUGACCCCUCAGGCUGUAUGUAUCUUACGACAACACAGCCUGUUUAUUACGGUUUAGAAACAAUCGUUCAAAAUACAGUUAUGUCAUCUCAGCAAUUUGUGUCCACGGCUAUGCAAGGUGUUUUAGCUCAAAACAGUAGUUUUUCGGCGACCACAACUCAAGUGUUCCAAGCUAGUAAGAUAGAACCUAUAGUUGAAGUGCCCACUGGUUAUGUGGUUGUAAACAAUGUUGGCGAAAGUGUAUCUUCGCAAGCCGCUUCUUCUACACCUAACGUGGUAACGGCACAUACAGUACAAUCGACGCCACAAACAUUGAAGACGGUUAAGACAAGUGUUCCGAAUAUAACAUUACAACCAUUACCCGAUAAACAAUCGAACAACAAUAAUCGACAAACACCAAAAGUGAUACAAAUGAGCGCUGCACCAAUAACCGUUGGUUCACAAUCUGGUAUUGGUAACUUAAUGACUGGACGGCAAAGCGUCAACCCGAUUACAUCUCAGAUACAUGGGAUGUCAAUAUCGAAUUCUGUACAGAAUAUGCAGAAGACCAAUAUGUCUAAACCAAACAAUAUAACAAUGUCUCCGAAUGUAACUUUAGUAUCGUCAACGGGUCAACCAUUAAUGGCUAUUUCUCAAUCUAUACCAAACUCGGGGUCAUCGUUUUCCAUGCAAUCAAUUCCGUUAUCUCAACCAAUAGUGUCAAGUUCAAUUGCUCCAUCCUCUAAUAAAAACAACAUAAAAAUCGAAAACUCCCAUGUAAUUGAAAUAAGUGGCAAUUUACAAGAUAAUUCCAACUGCACAAGCUUACCUACAAUAAGCGUUACACAAAGUAUAAAAUCACCUACACCUUGGAGAUUAAACCAAAAUAACAAUGACAACAAAAUAGAAUUGCAAAAUAUUUCAUUAAAAUCGAAUCACACCACAAACAACUCUGGAAUUAAUGUUCAGAAUAAUUUAUCUGGCCGUCAUAUUUCGCACAACGAACCCGAUAAGAUUAAUCAAAACUGUAUGAUGUCGAUACAAAAUAAUGGAAACGCAAUAUCUUCAGGAAACUUACAUUCCCAUCAAUUUGAGUCCAGCCUCAACGUAAGCCAUCAUUCUUCAAGUCACACGACUUCGAACAACGUAAUUCAGAUAACAGCUGGUAAUAUUUAUCCUCCUUCAUCAGUGAUGAACAGUAAUUUUAAUGCAGACACUACUAUGAAACUCAGCAAGAUUAACGCUCUUUCAAAAACAGAAGAUGGGCACUUGAAUUUCAAUCAAGAAAUCAUGGCUUCACAUUCGCAACAACAUUCUCACAACGAUAAAGCUUUUCAAAAUAUUGGGAACAAUGACAAGCAUAAUUCUGAAGGCAUUAAUAAUCAAAUGAAUAUUCAUAAGUUAAGCAGUUGCCAAGUUGCAGGAAAUAUGGGCAAUUCGCCGUCCAUCAGUAUUAUUCCUCACGUGAUUCGUCCUCAAAUGCAAAACAAUCAAAAUCCGAUGUCAGUGUCGAACAAUGGAAAUCAAAUGUGUUCGAUAUCUAAUAACUCUCAUGGGCAAGUUCAGAUUUUAAAUUCUGCGAGCAAUUCUAUGCAAAACAUUAAUAUGUCUUGCCAGGAGGCUGCAAACAACAGAAUGAACAAUUCUGUGUCAUGCGAUAGUAACAUGCAUCAUACUAAUCAGCAACACGACAUUUCCAAUUCAAUGCUCAGUAACUCAAAUUUAAAUCAUGGAAACAUGACAAUGAUGUCUCAUGAUAACAACCAACAUCCACCCUCGAACCAAAUUCAUAUAAUGAAUGGUCAAAUUCAACAUAAUCGGCAACUAGAAAAUAACCAAAUGCAAGCUAUGAAUCAAGGAUCAUCUAACAGAAGUUUUCAUGACAAUAUAAUUGGAACACAGCAAAGUCACAAUCAAAAUAUGUUGUCAAACCGAAGCACACCAGAUAAUAAUAACUUAAUGAAUCAAUCUAUAAAUAUGCAUAAUAUAUCCAACAGUCACAGCAUGAACCGAUCGGAAUUAAAUGACUUAAACCACUUACAUAUGAAUCAAACAUUAACCAAUAUGAAUAACAUGCAAAACAAUAGGAUGAUGAUGGAUAAUAUGCAAUCACAUGCAAUUAAUAAUAUGAACCAUCAAAUGCACUCAAACAGACCUAUGGAUAACAUGCAUAAUCAACAAAUGCAUUCGAUGCAACAAAUGAGUCACCAUAUGAACAGUUCCAGCAGACAACAAAUGGAUAAUAACAUGCAUAUGAAUCAACAAAACAUGAAUAUGCAACAAAAUAGACAAAUUGACAAUAUGCACCAUCACCAGCAUCCUAUGUCUAAUGUGAUGCAAAUUCAAAAUAAUCGGCAACAUAUUGACAGUAACAUGAUGAAUAUGCAUCAACAUGUAACUAAUCAAAUGCAUAAUCGACAGCAAAUGGAUAAUAGUAUGGGUAUGCAUCACAUGUCUGGUAAUACGCCUAGCAUGAAUUUAGGUAAUAAUAUGGAUAAUACAACUAGCCUCCAAGGCAUGCAUACCAACAGACAUGACAAUGGUUCCAUGACUAUGCAAAAUCUCAACGCAAUGAAUCAAAUACAAAAUAAUAGGAACUCGAUGGAGCACUCUAGUCUCAUGCAGCAUCAUAUCAAUAACAUGAACUCUAUCAAUAAUAUGAAUAUGCAUAACAAUAUCAAUAAUUCAAUGCAGAUCACAAACUCAAACCAUCAAUCAAUGUCAAAUUCGUUGAUGCAUGGCCCAAACAUUCCAGAUAUCAAAAAUGACAUGCAGAAUUCAUGCAGCGGCAGCUGCUCUAAUAAUUCACAACAAUUUACCAACAGUCAAUCCUCAUUUGAAAUGUGUUCCAAUAUUAACUCCAGUAAUAAUUUAAACAUGGGCAGUGGUAAUAUGAUUCACGGUAUGAAUGUCAACAAUUCAAAUCUUUCAAACAAUAUGAUGAUGAGUUCGACAAAUAAUAGUAUGUAUGGCGCUAAUACUCAGAAUAACCUAACAGGCCAUGAUAUGCUGAUGAACUGUAACAACAGCAAUGACCACAGCGUUAACAAUUUGAUGUCGGGAAAUAAUAAUCAUAUGAUCAUGAAUAACUCCCAGCCUCACUCUACUGCUACUCAACAUUUAGGGAGUCAAGUUCCCAACAACACUCAAAUCAAUAUAAGUAGCUGCAGUUUGAGUAGUAACAACAGUACACAAAAUAUAAACAACAUGGAGAAUCCAAUAAAUAGACCAAAUGUAAAUGAAACACCUAAAUUCCAACAAGAACCUAUCAGGGGGAAAAAUAUAAUGGGUCCUCCUCCGAAUCCCAAUGUACCUCAUAACAACAUAAGCAAUGAUUGCGCAAAGGUUAAUAUUGUCUCUAAUGACAAACAAAAUCACGCAAUAUCUGUUAACAACCAAUUGGGAUAUAUGCAGAUGAAUUCACAAAACAAUAGAGUUAUUAAUCUUCCAGAAAGGAACAGAUUGAAUAAUACUAACAUUGAAAACAAUAUCAAUACACAUGUGCCCCAACAACACAAUAUACGUGUUGUAACAAAUAAUAGUAACAGCAAUGUAGGUGGUAUUGCCGCUGAGCCAAGUCUAGGCUUCCAACAGAAAACUGAAAAUAAUAGCACAAUGAUUAAUGUUCCUUUCCAAGCAAUACCUAACAGUGCACCCAUGAAUAUUAAUGUAAAUUCUAGCAACAAUACUGUUAAUAUUACAGUCCAAAACAACCUUGUUGACCCAAAAAUUGCUUCUAAAGCUGCAGCGGAUAUCAGUUUUCCGCUUCAAUCAAACAGCAAUUUGUUACAGACUCAGAAUAGUAGUAAUAGUAACAUGAUUUGUAUACCUGUCCAACAAAAUAGUACAAUUAGUUUGCCAUCUCAAAACAGUACUAGUAUUACAUUGCCCAAAGCGCCACCUACUCAACAAUCUGGAAUACCGACCAAUGUUGUAAAUCCUAUGUCUAUGAGACCAAUGAAUAGAGUUCUACCAUUGCACAGAGACGGUCAGAGUAAAUCGUCAAAAGCCGCCGGUACCAGUAAAACUCCAUCUGUUCCCAAACAUAGGCCGGCCACUCAGGUGAGCCAAGAUAUGCCAGAUUUAAGUGUAAAAGAAGAGACCAUAGACAGUGAUUUAGAAAAAGCUAUCGAAGAAUCUAAACGGAUGCUCGAAUUAGAGAGAGCGAAGCGAGAAAAAGAAGAAAGAGAUGCGGCACGAGCUAUACAAGUGUCUACGAAGAUGAAUCAAGCUACUACAAGUGGAACAUCGAGUGCGUCAGAUAUUAGGAAUAACGAACCUAUUGUAACGGUUGGUCAAAUGGCAUCAUUACCCAGUUUAGAUUCAGACAUGGAUGUGGAACCCCCCAAAGUGUUGACCGAAAAGGAUACAAAUCGAUCUUUACAAUCCAAAAUGACAAAUGCUCCUACUAAACUAAUGAAGAGACCGUUAAACGAUAAGAAAACUGAAAGCGAAACAACUGUUACCAAGAAACAGAAUAAACUUACAAAGGGUCAAGAGAACAAAACAGCGCAGCCGAAGCAAGCACCUGACCCGCCCAAAGACGACGGGCCUAAAUUAAUUUACGAAGUGACAUCCGAAGACGGAUUUAGUUAUUCUUCCGCAUCACUAACUGAUCUCUGGUCUAAAGUGAUUGAGGCUGUGCAAAACGCACGAAAACAAUCCGGUAUGCCGCUCAUACAGUACAAUCUUCCUUCCACAUUAUCCGGCGCUCAUCUUCUUGGACUAAACAACAAUGCCUUAAGAUAUCUGAUCGAACAGUUACCUGGAGCAAGUCGUUGUACGAAAUACAAGAUCCGCCAAGGUCGUCCACUAAGCAGUUGGGAUAACAAUCUAGACCUGAGCGAGGGCUUCAAAGAGAGCCCAUGGGGUAGCGCUCGCACCGGCCCCGUCGCCCGCAAACAGAACCAUGAUAUGUUCAGCUGGAUGGCCUCGCCCUUCAGGGAGGAACCACCGCCCUUUGGAGGACAGGAAAGCGAGAGUUUGAUUUCAAGACGGCUGGCGACACUGCCCCCGGCGAUGCGGUUCAGACAACUCAAAGAGACGUCGAAAGCUUCGGUCGGUGUAUACAGGUCGCAUAUUCACGGACGUGGCUUGUUCUGCAAACGAGAUAUUGAAGAAGGUGACAUGGUAAUAGAGUACGCGGGCGAAGUUAUCCGUGCGGUGUUGGCGGACCAGCGCGAGAAGCGGUACGAGGCGACGAGCGGCCGGCGCGGCGUCGGCGGCUGCUACAUGUUCCGCAUCGACGACAACCUCGUCGUCGAUGCCACCCUCAAGGGCAACGCAGCGAGGUUCAUCAACCACUCGUGCGACCCUAAUUGCUAUUCCCGUGUCGUGGAUAUCCAUGGCCACAAGCAUAUUCUCAUUUUCGCGCUGCGGCGCAUCACAGUCGGCGAGGAGUUGACCUACGACUACAAAUUCCCAUUCGAAGAGGUCAAAAUUCCGUGCACGUGCGGUGCCAAGAAGUGCAGGAAGUACCUUAACUAAACAAGUGAAAUAACAGUGUGUGUGUCAAUUAACGCCUCAAUUAGGCGAGUGUUAAUAAAAACAAGUACAGAAAACUAGCAUAGCAUUACAAUGAAUUGUCUGUGUAGUGUGUCUAGUUUAUUUUUCGCGACGUAUGAGCUAUAGCUCUUUAUUACAGGCUUUAUUCGGUAGCAUAAUUGAAUAAGUACAUAAUGGAUUUAGAAAUAACAUUUUAAAAAACAGAUUAAUGGUUUAGACCCGAGAAGACAGUGUUGUAAUGGAUCUCCUUGUAAUGGAUUUUGUGAGGAAUGUGCAGUUAGAAAUACUGGGUCGAGCACAAUUUUUAAAUGUAAAUAUGUAUUGUAAGACAAUAAGUCAAAUUCACAUAUCUCUUUCCCACCUUUUUAGUCUUGACAUAUUCAGUGCCACACUUGGACAUGCGUUUCCAUGAAUCUUAUUAUGAUCUCUUUUAUUUUGAAUCUACCCAGUGUUUGGAAUUGUUGGAUCAUGUAUAUUAUAUUGAUUUAUACUUAAAAAUAUAUCCUUAUUUUGUGAUAAGUUUUUUAUAUGUAUACAUUGUGUAAAUAUUUUAGUUUCCCCUUUACGUACGAUUAUUAAGGUUUCGGCAAAGUAUAGUGUUUACACUGGAAGUGGAUGUGAUAUGUUGGGCCCGGCUCGGGCGGGAAGGGUUAGUGUUAUGGUACAAUGUCAUUUGUUCCUCAUUAUGUUUUUACAUUUCAUAAUUUGUGAUUGUUUAAGUCUCGACUUGUACAUAAGUUUUAACACGCAAGUAGUACAUUCGUGAAGAGAUUAGGCAAGUCGCAAGUACAAUGUUACAUUUUUUUUAUUAAUUCUAACGUGUAAUGUAUAGCGAAUUUGUAAAUAAGAGGAAUUAUCUGUCAUAAUAAUUUUAUUUAAGCGACAAAUCGUUUUAUUGUAGUCAUAGUGUUAAGUUGUAUUUUAUAAGCGUUAAUGUACUGUAUAUAAGUUAUUAGGUGUGCGGGAUGAGAUGGGAUAUGUUAAAAUCGAUGGAAUGCUCAUAAAAACAGAAACGGCUCCCAGUCAGGUAUAGUUUAAAGAGAAAAUGCACAUUUGUUAGCUUUAAUGUAUUUUCAGCACAGCUUGGGUUUUGAAACACAUUUUACUUUAUUGUUUUUUUUUGGUUAUAUGUGUGUUAAUUGAUGAACCAAACUUAAUAGUAUUUUUAAGCAUCACAGUUUAUCAUCACAGUAAUAAUAAAAGUUUUGUUACAUCACAUGAGAGCCAAUAAGUGUAGAUGUGAUACCGAAUGGUAAUAGUCUUAUAUUAGUUUGAAUUAUCUACUGCAUCUUACAAUAGCAGUAUUAAUGUAAUGUCGUUCCCAAUAUUUUAUAUAAACGGUCUAUAGCAGAAUAUACAUAUAGAAGUAGUUCCCAAAUCAAUCUUUUACAUUAUACAUAAUCAAUAUCAAUUAUAUAUAAACAUUUAUAUUUUAAUGUUAAUGACAUAAUACUUGUUU